CCACUCUGUCCUUUUCCGGCCGGGACGGCGUGGCAAGCAGGAGUGCAGCCACCUUCUCCUCUUCUUUUCUCUUUUGCUCCUUGUCCUCUUUGAGAAUGGAUCCGAAAUCCCUGCAGGAAGAGCUGCGUCUGUUCCAGAGCACUCUGCUCCAGGACGGCUUGAAGGAGCUCCUGAACGAGAACAAGUUUGUGGACUGCACUCUGAAGGUAGGCGACCGCUGCUUCCCAUGUCACCGCCUCAUUCUGGCCGCAUGCAGCCCGUAUUUCAGGGAAAUCUUCUUCUCGGAGGAUGGCAAGGUCAAGGAAGACCUCAAAGAAGUGGCGUUGGACGACGUAGACCCCAACAUCCUGGACAUGAUCAUAAAGUAUCUUUACUCAGCCGAGAUUGAGCUCACAGACGGAAACGUUCAGGAGAUUUUCGCGCUUGCUAACCGUUUCCAAAUCCCAUCUGUGUUCACUGUGUGUGUAAACUAUCUCCAGAAGAAGCUCUCCCUGUCUAACUGCCUUGCCAUCUUCAGACUCGGACUCGUCCUCAAUGUACCAAGGUUGGCCGUAGCUGCCCGCGACUACAGCGCCGACCGCUUCGAGAGCCUCAUCAAGGAGGAGGAGUUCCUUCAGCUGGCACCACAUGAGCUCUUCGCCUUGAUCGGGGCUGACGUCCUGAAUGUGGAGAAGGAGGAAACUGUGUUCGAGGCACUCAUGAAAUGGGUGCGCAGUGACAAGGAGAAGCGAGUUAAGGCUCUUGGGGAUGCGUUGGAGUGUAUCCGUUUCCGUCUGCUGCCUGAAAAGUACUUCAAGGAGAAGGUGGAAACCGAUGACAUCAUCAAGGCCGAUCCCGAGCUCCAGAAGAAGCUGCAGGUCAUCCGAGAUGCCUUCAAGGGAAAACUGCCCGAGAGAAAAAAGAAGGGGAAGAAGGAAGGAGAAGAGGAGGAUGAGGAAGAGCUCCUGCCAGGUUACCUGAAUGACAAUCGGAGAUUGGGGAUGUACGGACGCAAUUUGAUCCUCAUGGUCAACGAUACAGCAGCAGUAGCAUACGAUGUUGCAGAGAACGAGUGCUUCCUUGCUGCUAUGGCUGAGCAAGUGCCAAAAAACCAUGUCAGCAUUUGCACCAAGAAAAACGAGCUCUAUGUCGUCGGCGGCCUGUUUGUUGAUGAGGACAACAAAGAGAAUCCUCUUCAGUGCUACUUCUAUCAGCUGGAUGCGCUUGGAGCUGAUUGGAGGGCGCUGCCCCCCAUGCCAAGUCCUCGCUGUCUCUUCGGCUUAGGGGAAAAUGGGAAUCUGCUUUUUGCGAUUGCUGGAAAAGAUCUGCAGACUAACGAGUCACUCGACUCGGUCAUGUGUUACGACACUGAGAAGAUGAAAUGGAGCGAGACAAAGAAACUUCCACUGCGCAUCCACGGCCACUCAGUGGUCUCACACAACGGCCUGGUGUACAGCAUCGGGGGCAAGACAGACGACAAUAAAGCUAUAAACAAGGUGUUUGUGUAUAACCACAAGCAGUCUGAAUGGAGGGAGCUCGCCGGUAUGAAGACCCCCAGAGCCAUGUUCGGAGCAGUGGUGCACAACGGCAAGGUUAUCGUCACUGGAGGAGUUAACGAGGAGGGACUGACCGCCACCUCUGAGAUCUACGACUUCACCACUAACAAAUGGGACACGUUCACUGAGUUCCCGCAGGAACGCAGCUCUGUGAACCUGAUGAGCAGUGGUGGGAAUCUCUACGCCGUUGGAGGCUUCGCCAUCGUAGAGCUGGAGAACAAAGACGUCGGACCGUCUGAGAUCACUGAUGUUUGGCAAUACGAGGAGGACAAGAAGCAGUGGACUGGCAUGUUAAGAGAGAUGCGUUACGCCUCCGGAGCCUCGUGCGUAGCCAUGCGCCUCAACGCUGCCAGGAUGCCCAAACUCUAAACACAACCUCUCUUCAAGUGUCACUUCCUGUUCAGAUGCCCUUUAACCCCAGGGCCCAGCUCUGUCCAUGGGGUCAAAGGGCAUCUCCAUGAUUAAUCAGUUACUCAAGAAGAAACAAAACAAUUGAGUAACAAAUGUGUGUGUUUAUGUACCGUAUGUUUGACCAUGGCUUUGUCUCAAAUCGCAUACUUAUACUGUGAAGAAUCUCAGUGAGACGUAGUGCACUAUUAAUACCUGGAUGAUGGGCUAGAACCAGAGACUGUUUGAAACUUUUUGCACUCGUGAGUCACAUCCUGCAUGAUGUAGCAGAAGGAGCAGAGCCUUCAGAAGCUGUUCCAGUUUGAAAUUUUCAGCAAUAAAGAUGCAGAUUAGGAGAGUAAGAUUUAGAGCAGCCACUUUGGAUUGUUAAUGGACGGUUGUUGCCGUGGAGGCUUUUCUGACAUGAUGUGACAUUAGUGUACUUACUGCUCUACAAACAUCCAGGCACUAGGUAGUCAAAUACGUAGUGUAUAGUGUAAGAGUCCAUAGUAGGCAAAUUUGAGACAGAGCCCAUGCCUGAAUUUAGGGUAAAUGUAGGAUAUUUACAUAUAUCAGCUUUAUAAUACUUCAUUACUUCACUCAGAUCUUAAGCUUUUUUUUUUUUUAAAUAAUUAUGCAAAAUAAUGUAAACAACAGACAUGGCCAGAUUCUACAGCUUUCUUCUUCUUCUUCUUCUUUUUUUUUUUUUUUUUUGUAAAUUGAACAAUUAAACAUUUUUAAAACACA
This is a messenger RNA of Pangasianodon hypophthalmus (striped catfish), 2669 nucleotides long. It is a transcript of the gene klhl41b, whose product is annotated as kelch-like family member 41b. The record is from RefSeq and is a predicted model, not a curated record. The transcript is spliced from 6 exons. Gene Ontology annotation, molecular function: protein binding. Bases 96 to 1904 code for a protein of 602 amino acids. NCBI's taxonomy places the organism in Eukaryota, Metazoa, Chordata, Actinopteri, Siluriformes, Pangasiidae.